Messenger RNA from Perognathus longimembris pacificus (Pacific pocket mouse), 1017 nucleotides. RefSeq names its product mas-related G-protein coupled receptor member A-like. Gene Ontology annotation, cellular component: membrane. Bases 1 to 1017 code for a protein of 338 amino acids. Gene Ontology annotation, biological process: G protein-coupled receptor signaling pathway. The record is from RefSeq and is a predicted model, not a curated record. NCBI's taxonomy places the organism in Eukaryota, Metazoa, Chordata, Mammalia, Rodentia, Heteromyidae. Gene Ontology annotation, molecular function: G protein-coupled receptor activity. The transcript has 2 exons.
AUGACGUCAGUCAUAUCGACAUACCAGACUAGGGGCACCGAUGGAAUGAUUCUGAGCAUGGAACCAACCACACCAGCCUUGAUGACAGAAGUGACAGAAACAUAUUACUCUAACUACACCUAUAAAACCGCUUGUGAUAUGGAGAGCAAAAUUCUCGGGUGGUUAAAUGUCAUCGUUGCUGUGGUUGGACUGGCAGGAAAUGCAGCUGUGAUCUGGCUCCUUGGUGUCCGAAUGAGCAGAAAUGCCAUCUCAGUUUACAUUCUAAACCUGGCUGUGGCUGACUUCCUUUAUCUCUGCUUUACUUUUAUUAUAGCUUUGCAAGUACUCAUUAGCUUUUUCCUUGGGAGAAAUGAAUUCCAUCUCAUUUAUGUCUUCAACUUUGUGUUUUUCUAUUCUUAUACCGCAGGCCUUAGCUUCCUCAGCAUUAUUAGCCUGGAGCGCUGCCUGUCUGUCCUGUGUCCCAUCUGGUACCGAUGCCACCGCCCAAGACAUGCAUCAUCCUUCAUGUGUGUGCUGGUCUGGGCACCGUCCUUUCCAUUUCCUUUUCUGAAAACGUUUUACUGUACCAUCAUAAUUAUCGAUGAUUAUUUGAACUGGUGUAGAUUACUUCCACUUCUUAAUGCUGGAUACUUGCUGUUUUUAUUUGUGGUUCUCACAGGGUCCAGCCUGGCUCUGACUGUAAGGAUGUUCUGUGGUUCUGGACGGAUGUCACUGACCAGGUUGUAUGUGACCGUCCUGCUCACAGUGCUGGUCUUCAUCUUCUGUGGCCUGCCCUAUGGCAUCCACUACUUCCUGGUAUAUGAGAUUACUAGUGAUGUCUUUGACUACCCCUGUUACCUUCUUAGGCUUUUUAUUUUACUAACCACUGUUAAUAGCAGUGCUAACCCCAUCAUUUACUUCUUUGUUGGCUGCUUUCGCCAACGGCAGAGGCAAACCCUUAAACAGGUUCUGCAGAGGGCUCUGCAGGACACUCCUGAAGACAAUGAAUGUGGGGCAGCCUUUCUCAGGGGACCCUAG